CGGACGUCUGGCCACCCUAGCUGAGCUGGAGGACUGAAGUGAACCCAGAGGGUGUGAGUGAGAUAGUGUUAGAAAUAAUCAAUAUAUUGGAGCGGAACUUUAAAAGAUAAUUCACUGUUUCUGGAUGGAUCAUAUUUGUCCACCUCCGGUAGUAUUACCAGAUGUUGUUUUUAGCCUCAGAUAGCAUAAAGCUAAUAUUGUAUUGUAUAUAUGAGUAGAGGGAGAAGGACCAGUGGAGUUACAGACUGAACACACCGCCUCUACCUCUCACUCAUUAUGCUGCAAUGAUACUGUUGCCUGUUUAAUACCUGAUAAACCUCAGAAGGAUUGCAUAAUAGAAUAUUGUAGUUGAGAGAUUCAGGACAUCACUAACAAGAUGGCGACUAUGACGUCAUAAGAGGACCCGCCCUCGACGACGUCAGCCUAUAGAAGAGUCCGGAGAACCCCAUGUGACAAGUGGCCAACAGGAUCCAGCCCCCCGCUACCAACCAAUGACAGCACGAGAGCGGAGCACGUCUGAUUUUGAAGUUGUUUAUUGUAUGGCGGGAAAGGCGUGGUUCUAUAGAACAUGUUUGUAUUGUGAGAUCGAGCUCUCUUUUGUUCCGGACCGCCAGACAGUAACUACUGAUGAGCUCCACUCAGUCAGCGGCCUGUGGACGCGUGUCCCGGGCUAUUGAGCCACAGCUGUGAAGCUUUUGUAAAACCUACUGCUGCAUCCUUUUAUUAAACACUCCUUUUAAAAUUUACAAGAGGAGGUUUGCUUUCUUUCUUUUGAAUCGACACCUGGGGCCUGUACUACGAACGGAGUUCAACCUACUUAGAACUAACUCAGGGUUUCCGCGGUAACCCGGGGUUGACUAAACCUGGACAUCUUGAUUGGUCUUAAACGGUACUACGACGCUGAUUAUGGAGUUGAUCAGCUGAACCUGUGUUCACUCAACCAGAGUUACUGCGCGUUCACAUAAAAGGGGUGGUACCAGCGCAAAAAAACACUCUCGAUCAUGGCGGGCUCUCCCUAUUUCACAGAAGAGGAAUGCGAGAUCAUAAUGAGGAGUUAUGAAGAGUAUAAACCGACCCUGGCUGCUAAAUCCAACACCGCGGCAGCAAACAAGGCGCGACUGGGGUGUUGGCAGCAAAUUACAGACCGCGUAAAUUCAGGUACCAGCAGCGCCAAACGGACCUGGCAGCAGGUGAAGAUGAAGUACAAAAACAUCAUUCAGAAUGCCAACAAGAAGAAGGUAGAAAUAAGGCGCACAGGAGGAGGGAGGGCACCAGACUCCUUUACUCUUGCUGAAGAGUUGGCCCUAGCCAACAACAGUGGCAGGGUGAUGAUGGAUGGGGUGGCAGGGGUACAGUCUAACCCUGGGGCAGCUGAAAUGUCCACCCUCUAUGUGCAAGUCGAGGGUGGAAACAUCACAACCCUGCAGCCACCAGGAUGCAUUCAUCCUCUGACACAGGAUGAUGAUGAUGAUGAUGAUGAUGAUGAUGAUGACGAGACCCUCACAGCCCCCUCCGACACACACAUGCAGGAGGACUUGGAGGAGCUUUCCCCUCCUGAAGCCUCCCUCCCAGGGACCUCACAGUCAGACAAAGCCACAGUGGACAAUGUCCGCAGUUUAUACAAGAAAGUGCUGGAGCUAGACCGCACAAAGAAGAGGCUGGAGAUCAGAAAGCUGGAAUUACAAAUUGAAAAGCUGGAACAUGAGAAGAAGGUAUUGUCUUAUCACUCCAUUAAUAUAUAGGCUACCCACACCCUAUAUGUGUGUCAUUGAUCUGGCUUUUCGUCACCUUUUCUUCUUGCAGGAAAGAGAGUCAUCUAAUAAAUGAAUAAUAUCAGA
Messenger RNA from Eleginops maclovinus (Patagonian blennie), 1838 nucleotides. RefSeq names its product myb/SANT-like DNA-binding domain-containing protein 4. Gene Ontology annotation, cellular component: nucleus. The record is from RefSeq and is a predicted model, not a curated record. The transcript is spliced from 7 exons. The coding region runs from base 1002 to 1742 and encodes 246 amino acids. NCBI's taxonomy places the organism in Eukaryota, Metazoa, Chordata, Actinopteri, Perciformes, Eleginopidae.